Xiphophorus couchianus (Monterrey platyfish) is the source of this 1533-nucleotide messenger RNA. Its product is annotated as GTPase IMAP family member 4. Bases 107 to 1153 code for a protein of 348 amino acids. The record is from RefSeq and is a predicted model, not a curated record. Lineage: Eukaryota; Metazoa; Chordata; Actinopteri; Cyprinodontiformes; Poeciliidae. Gene Ontology annotation, molecular function: GTP binding. The transcript has 2 exons.
CGUCAGAGUCACAGUAAGAAAACAGGCAACCUGACGUUUUUUCCUUCACUAUCCGCUCAGGGAUAAUAAUCACAGUCAAGGUUUUGCAUCGCAUUUUCCUGACAGGAUGUCAUCUGAAAAUGCUGCGUCACAAGAAGCCAGUCGGCCAUCUCUCGAAUCAAAGACGGAGCCUUUGAGGAUUGUACUGCUGGGCAGGACUGGGACGGGCAGAAGCUCCUCAGGAAACACCAUCCUGGGUAGACCGGCCUUCUGGGUUGAGUUGUCCCCCUCUUCUAUCACCGCAAGGUGCAGGAGACAGACCGGGACAGCAGGCGGUCGGAGUGUCUCGGUAAUCGACACCCCAGGGUUCUUCCAUACAGACCUGUCCCCACAGGAAGUCAUGGCCGAGGUGGGUCAGAGCGUUAGCUUGUACUCCCCAGGACCCCACGUGUUUUUGGUGACCCUGCAGCUAGGCAGGUACACCCAGGAGGAGCGAGAGACCUUGGAGUGGAUCAAGGCGAUGUUUGGGGCUGAGGUAUCCAGAUUCACCAUGGUCCUAUUCACCUGGGGCGACCAGCUCCGAGGCAAAUCGGUUGAGUCCUUUCUGGACGAGAGUCCGGAACUGUCUGGGUUUGUCAGCAGCUGCCACGGGGGGUAUCACGUCUUUGACAACAGCAGGCAAGAAGGGACGUCGGAGUCCCCAGAGCAAGUCUUAAACCUUCUUAAAAAGAUUGACGAGAUUGUUUCAAACAACCGAGGCAGCUGCUACAGCAACGUGAUGUACAAGGAGGCUGAGAGUACAAUAAGGGAGGCAUGGGAGAGGAUACUGGAGGAGAGAGGAGCCAAACGUCCGGCGUCUCUCAAGGAAACUGAAGGAAAGGAGAACGCAGAAGACUUGGAGAGAGCGAGGAAAGAGGCAGAGGAAGCCAGGAAGAGAGCCGAAAGGUUGUUCUGGUGCGAGCUGGUAACUGCACUGGGCAGAGGAGCAGCAGAGGGGGCAGGCAUCAUGGGAAAGGACAAAAGCAAACCAGUGAAGAAGGCGAAGGUGGUGGAGAAGGCGAUGGGUCUGGCGGCGUCGCCGCUCUCCAUCAAAUCGGCUGCGAAAGUGCUGGAGGGAGCGGUGAAAGAAGGCAGCAAGGUGCUGCAGAAACACAAGAAAACUCUGCUGCACUGACAGACUCGCCGACAACAUGUUGGUUUGAGUCUCUGAAUCAAGAUGGAUAACCUUUAUUACAAAGACGCGACGCGUUGAAAGGAAAACUCGCAACAGCGUUCUGUUGAUCACAUCAAACACUUUCAUCUUAAGAGCACUUUGAGACUGGGCAGUAGUGCGAAUGUUUCUGAAAACAAAACAUGACCAGAUCUUUGAGUAAAGAGAAUUCCUCGCGUAAUAAAAAGAAAAAAAAAUUGGGUUUCUGAUUUCUUUGACUAACACUUUUGAAAUUAAAAAAGAAACGAGAAAGUUUAGCUACUGCCGCUUCUUUGGCUUUUCAUAACACGAUAUGAUUUUAAGCCCUUUUUUUACCCCUUCCCCCCCAACAACAACAACAAAAA